Sinocyclocheilus grahami is the source of this 882-nucleotide messenger RNA. RefSeq names its product dynein heavy chain 12, axonemal-like. Gene Ontology annotation, cellular component: cytoplasm. Gene Ontology annotation, molecular function: protein binding. The annotation marks the transcript as partial. Lineage: Eukaryota; Metazoa; Chordata; Actinopteri; Cypriniformes; Cyprinidae. The record is from RefSeq and is a predicted model, not a curated record. The transcript is spliced from 3 exons.
UGUUGUGUUCAGGUGCUAAUGUGGAGUCUCAGGCUCAGGAUCGUGCAACAAUACUGUUUGAGGCGUCUGCUUCAGGAAACCCUGACGUCAUCUCCUUACUGCUGGAGUACGGCGCUGAUGCCAACAUCCCCAAACGCACGGGACACCUGCCCAUCCACAGAGUGGCCCACCACGGACACGGGAAGGCUCUGGCUCUGCUGAUUCCCGUGACGUCGUGGGAUGCAGUGGAUGACAGUGGGAUCAGUCCUCUUCACUCGGCGGCGGCGGGUGGACACACUCAGUGUCUGGAGAUGCUGCUAAACGCCCAUUAUGACCCCAACUUCAUGCUGCACCCAUGGGUGCGUCGCAGCUAUGACGACAAGCGCCAAUCCGCGCUCUACUUUGCCGUCUCCAACGACGACGUCGCCUCCACCCGAGUGCUGCUGGAGGGCGGAGCGAUGCCCAACCAGGACCCCGUCAAGUGCCUGCAGGUGGCGCUGCGGCUGGGAAACUACGAGCUGAUCAACCUGCUGCUUCGCUACGGAUCCAACGUCAAUUACUACUGCAGAGUGAACACCACACACUUCCCGUCGGCCUUACAGUACGCGCUGAAGGACGAGGUGGUGCUGCGGAUGCUGUGUAACUACGGAUAUGACGUGGAGCGAUGCUUUGACUGUCCAUAUGGGGAGGGAUCGCACGUCCCGCAGGGUUACGAGGGCUGGAGUGACACCGUCAUUAAAGACACGCUGUUCUGUGAGGUCAUCUCUGUCUCGUGGCUCAAGCAUCUCUCGGGAAACAUGGUCCACAUCAUGCUGGAUUAUGUCGAUCAUGUGACCUUUUGCUCCAAACUGAAGGCUGCGCUCAUGGAGCAGAAACAGUGGCCUGAAAUCUGCAAAAUUCAAG